Messenger RNA from Helicoverpa zea (corn earworm), 1922 nucleotides. RefSeq names its product L-threonine ammonia-lyase-like. Gene Ontology annotation, molecular function: threonine deaminase activity; L-serine ammonia-lyase activity. The transcript is spliced from 9 exons. NCBI's taxonomy places the organism in Eukaryota, Metazoa, Arthropoda, Insecta, Lepidoptera, Noctuidae. The coding region runs from base 70 to 1404 and encodes 444 amino acids. The record is from RefSeq and is a predicted model, not a curated record. Gene Ontology annotation, biological process: L-serine catabolic process; L-threonine catabolic process.
AGUCUGCAGCAUCGUAGUCGGUCGAUUAUACGUUGUACAUAGUUAAUUAUUAUCUAUAAAUCGUUCUAAAUGGAGCGCUAUAAGUUUGAACCUGCAACGAUCGAAUAUGAUCCAAUGUGCGACAAGGAGAAACCACAAAAAAUUUCAUUCGAAGAUGUCUCAGCUGCUGCUUUUAGGAUCCAUAGUCACAUAAUUAAAACGCCAUGCGUGAAAUCUCACAUGUCUACAACUUUUGGAAUGGACAUAUAUCUCAAAAACGAUUUUCUUCAACACACUGGAAGUUUCAAAGAACGAGGUGCCCGAAACGCUCUGUUGUUGCUAUCAAAGGAUAAUAAAACACGUGGCGUCAUUUCUGCGUCUCUUGGGAAUCACUCACAGGCUCUGAGCUACCAUGCCAACAAUCUGAACAUCCCUGUUACCGUCGUGAUGCCCAAUGUAGCUCCGAUCAUGAAGAUUCAGAAGUGCCGAUCUUACGGCGCCAACGUGAUCGUACAAGGACAUGACAUGAAGGAAGCUAAGUAUCACGCCAUGAGUUUGGCUAAAGAGCGAUCGCUAAUUUACAUCAAUGGCUACGACCACCCUCACAUCAUGGCGGGACAGGGCACGGUGGGCUUGGAGAUUAUAGAGCAGGUGCCCGACGUGGACGCCGUCAUUGUACCCGUGGGCGGCGGCGGCCUCCUCGCCGGUGUCGCCACCGCUAUCAAACACCUCAAGCCUCACGUGCUUAUCUACGGUGCAGAGACGGAGAAGUGUCCGAGCAUGGAGUACGCGAUGAAGCACGACGAGCCCUCCAGUGUGGAGAUCAAGUCGACGCUGGCGGAUGGCCUUGCUGUGCCCACAGUCGGGUACAACGCCUUCGCCACAGUGAAGCAUAUUGUCGAUAGAUUGAUUACAGUGAACGAGGACUGGAUAGCUCGCGCUAUCUUGCAUCUCAUCGAGCAGGAGAAGUACGUGGUGGAGGGCGGAGGUGCUAUCGGCGUGGCGGCCAUCAUGGCCGGCCUGGUGCCUGAGCUCGCUGGCAAGAAGGUUGUGUGCAUCCUGUCGGGAGGUAACAUCGACACGACGAUCCUCGGCCGGUGCCUGGAGCGAGGACUAGCCGCAGAGCAACGACUCGUGAAGUUCAAAGUGACGGUCAGCGACCGACCCGGCGGUAUCGCAGAACUCUGCAAGCUUAUCUCCUCUACCGGCGUCUCCAUUAAGGAUAUCAUACAAGAACGCGCUUGGGUUCAUGGAGACAUCUUUAGUGUUCGGGUGAAAGUGGUGUGUGAAACUCGUGGUCCCGAGCACCUGGAGGAGUUGCGCGCCGUGAUCGCCAACACGUACCGAGAGUGGGACUUCGCAGGAGAGUACGACAACUUCGCGCGCCGGAACAGCACUGAAUCACUUGACGACGUGUCACACUAAGCCACUGUGUGUUGUGUCAGUACCUACACUGCACGGAGGCUACUCAAUGAUGGUCUCAUGCAGUCCUGGCCAGACGAUGAAGGAUCCAGUGGGCCUGAAAGAAAUAAAUAAGUAUAGACAUGAAAGCCUUUAACACCCACUGGAAAAAAGUUUAUUUACUGCUAGGGAUUUUUUGUGUUUCAUAUUUUUUCUUGGAUUCACCAAUUUAGUUUAUAAGAUAUUUAAUAAAUCUGUGAUAGAUAUAAAUUUAACUAAUGACAUUAUUAGUUGGUAAAAUGUAUAAUAAUUAUUUGGGCGUCUUUUAUAUACUGAACAAGAAAGGGCCACCGAAGGAAGAGAUGUAGCGUAGAAUUGAAUAUUGUGAGGACGAGUCGAAUCUGUCUUAAAAUAAGUUAGCAAUCAUAAUAAAUCAUAUUAUAAUAUGAAUCAUAUUAUGGUAUAUACAGCUUAAUAUUUUUUUAUUUGUUCUAGACAUUUUGUAAAUAAAAACUUACUUUAAUUAAAAAUAAAGUUCUUCA